Molecule: messenger RNA, 3000 nt
Organism: Notothenia coriiceps (black rockcod)
Lineage: Eukaryota; Metazoa; Chordata; Actinopteri; Perciformes; Nototheniidae
Product: myosin-11-like
Exons: 23
Biological process (GO): actin filament organization
Cellular component (GO): cytoplasm; membrane; actin cytoskeleton
Molecular function (GO): actin filament binding; ATP binding; microfilament motor activity
Source: RefSeq, a predicted model, not a curated record
ACCUCUCCUGCUUCUGUGAUUGGCUGACUGGACGUCUCUGCCAACUUUGGAAACGAGGUGGGUCGCGCGCGCUGCUGCUCCACCCCCAGGUGUCGCGGGCCGGUUUAAAUAGUGAGAAAGGAGGAAGGACAUGACCAUCAUCAUCAUCUUCAUCACAGUUCAUUUACCUGACAUGAUAUUCUCAUUUCCCUGGAGUGGAGUCUGCAUCCUGCACUGAGAACUGGAGAACUGCACACAGGCCAAAAGUCAAAUCGAGGUUAGAGGUCAACCCGACUCCCAUCGACCCACCAGAGGCCGACCCAGUCGUCAGUACCGACCCAGACCCCACAGCCUCUGAAUCUGAGCCUGAGAUCGACUCGACUCCUGACGCUGAAACCUCCAACAUGGCUGACCCGGCCCCCGACGACAGCAAGUUCCUCUUCCUGGAUAACGACUUCCGCAACAGUGGGGUGGCGCAGGCGGAUUGGUCCGCCAAGAAGAUGGUGUGGAUCCCGUCGGAGAAGGAGGGCUUCGAGACCGCCAGCAUGAAGGAGGAUAAGGGGGACGAGGUGGUGGUGCAGCUCUCUAACGGUCAGAAGGUGACGGUGAACAAAGACGACAUCCAGAAGAUGAACCCGCCCAAGUUCAGCAAGACGGAGGACAUGGCCGCCCUCACCUUCCUCAACGAGGCAUCUGUCCUCCAGAACCUGCGAGAGAGAUACUUCUCCAGCCUCAUCUAUACAUACUCUGGUCUGUUCUGCGUGGUGGUGAACCCCUACAAGAUGCUGCCCAUCUACUCUGAGAAGAUCAUCGAGAUGUAUAAGGGCAAGAAACGCCAUGAGGUGCCGCCGCACAUCUACUCCAUCACAGACAACGCCUACAGGAACAUGAUGCAGGACCGUGAGGAUCAGUCUAUUCUCUGCACAGGUGAGUCUGGAGCGGGGAAGACAGAAAACACCAAGAAGGUGAUCCAGUACCUGGCUGUGGUCGCAUCCUCGCACAAAGGCAAGAAGGACGCCAAUCCUCAGCCACAGCAGCAGCAGGCUGGAUCUCUUGCCUACGGGGAGCUGGAGAAGCAGCUGCUGCAGGCUAACCCCAUCCUGGAGGCGUUCGGAAAUGCAAAAACCAUCAAGAACGAUAACUCCUCACGAUUUGGAAAGUUCAUCAAGCUCAACUUCGAUGUGACCGGAUAUAUUGUUGGGGCCAACAUUGAAACCUACCUGCUAGAGAAGUCUCGCUGUAUCCGGCAGGGAAACACAGAGAGAGCCUUUCACAUCUUCUACUACCUGGUGGCCGGGGCCAAAGACAAGCUGAAGGAGGAGCUCCUGCUGGAGGACUUCAGCGCCUACCGCUUCCUGGUGGCUGGACACGUGGAGAUCCCGGGUCAGGAGGACGACGAGAUGUUUCUAGAGACUCUGGAGGCCAUGGAGAUCAUGGGCUUCACCGAGGAGGAGAGGAUAGGGAUGAUGAAGGUGGUGUCCACCGUGCUCCAGCUGGGCAACGUCAAGUUUGAGAAGGAGAGGAGCAGCGAGCAGGCCACCAUGCCCGACGACACCGCUGCACAGAAGCUGUGUCACCUGCAGGGCAUCAACAUCACCGACUUCACCCGCGCCAUCCUCAACCCCCGCAUCAAGGUGGGCCGCGAGGUGGUGCAGAAGGCGCAGACUAAGCAGCAGGCUGACUUUGCGGUGGAGGCUCUGGCUAAGGCGAUGUAUGAGCGUCUGUUCCGUUGGAUCCUGGCGAGAGUGAACAAGACUCUGAACAAGAGCAAGAGGCAGUCGUCCUCCUUCCUCGGCAUCCUGGACAUCGCUGGCUUUGAGAUCUUUGAGGACAACUCCUUCGAGCAGCUGUGCAUCAACUACACCAACGAGCGGCUGCAGCAGCUCUUCAACCACACCAUGUUUGUGCUGGAGCAGGAGGAGUACAAGAGGGAGGGUAUCGAGUGGAGCUUCAUCGACUUCGGACUGGACCUGCAGCCCUGCAUCGAGCUCAUCGAGAGGGCGAACAACCCCCCCGGUAUCCUGGCCCUGCUGGACGAGGAGUGCUGGUUCCCCAAAGCCACCGACGUCUCCUUCGUGGAGAAGCUGCUGAACACACACACCGGCCACGUCAAGUUCUCCAAAGCCAAACAACACAAAGACAAACUGAUAUUCACUGUCAUGCACUACGCCGGCAAUGUUGAGUAUAACGCAGCCAGCUGGCUGACUAAGAACAUGGACCCCCUGAACGACAACGUGACGGCGCUGCUCAAAGUCUCCUCCAGCAACUUCAUCCAGGACCUCUGGAAAGAUGUGGACCGUGUGGUGGGACUGGAGACGAUGACCAAGAUGUCGGAGAGCUCAGCUCCCACUAAAUCUAAGAAAGGGAUGUUUCGCACGGUGGGUCAGCUGUACAAGGAGUCUCUGGGGAAACUGAUGACCACGCUGCACAACACGCAGCCCAACUUCGUCCGCUGCAUCAUCCCCAACCACGAGAAGAGGGCGGGGAAGAUGGACUCCAACCUGGUGCUGGAGCAGCUCCGCUGUAACGGCGUGCUGGAGGGCAUCCGCAUCUGCAGGCAGGGCUUCCCCAACCGCAUCGUGUUCCAGGAGUUCAGACAGCGAUAUGAGAUUCUGGCUGCCAGCGCCAUCCCAAAAGGCUUCAUGGACGGGAAGCAGGCGUGCUGUCUGAUGGUGAAGCACCUGGACCUGGACCCCAACCUGUUCCGCAUCGGGCAGAGUAAGAUGUUCUUCAGGACCGGAGUGCUGGCCCAGCUGGAGGAGGAGCGCGACCUCAAACUGACCGUCGUCAUCAUCGCUUUCCAGGCACAAGCACGAGGCUUCCUGGCCCGCAAAGCGUUCAAUAAAAGGCAGCAGCAGCUGACAGCGAUGAAGGUGAUCCAGAGAAACUGCGCCUGUUACCUCAAACUGAAGAACUGGCAGUGGUGGAGGCUCUUCACCAAGGGAUAUUUUGAAGAUAAAAGGCAAGUGGGACCAGACCCUUUCGGCAUCAUGACUACACUUGAGAAUCUUGCAAAUGCAG